Molecule: messenger RNA, 849 nt
Organism: Helianthus annuus (common sunflower)
Lineage: Eukaryota; Viridiplantae; Streptophyta; Magnoliopsida; Asterales; Asteraceae
Exons: 1
Coding region: 1-849 (282 amino acids)
Molecular function (GO): nucleic acid binding; zinc ion binding
Source: RefSeq, a predicted model, not a curated record
AUGGCGAGUAAGAUGGACGAGUUGAAGGGAAUGAUCGGAGAAAUGCAAGGAAAGAAAGGAACUCGCAAAUGCACUUACAAAGAAUUUAUGGCGUGCAACCCAUUACCUUUCAAAAGAGAAAUUGAUCCUAUAGCAUGUCAAAGGUCGAUUGCAAGUACUGAGGCGAUGUUUGUAAGGAGUCAUUGUGAAAAAGAGGAUCAAGUGAUGUUUGCCACUGGGUUGUUACAAUUCCAAGCUAAAGACUGGUGGGAUGCUUAUAGUAAAGAGACUGGGGAAGACAAAGUUCAAGUCUUGACGUGGCAAGAGUUUAAGGAACCUUUUCUAAAAUACCACUGUCCGCAAUCUGCCAUUGACAGAAUCCAAGAAGAUUUCCUACAUCUCCGACAGAAAGACGAAACCAUUGAUGAAAUCACCAACAUUUUUCUCGACAGGCUGAAAUUCUGUAAGGAGAUAGCGGGAACAGAAAGAAUGAAGAUAAACCGCUAUCAUGGUAUGUUGAAGGCGGAGUAUCGGGAGUUCAUAAUUCCCGCUAAAUGUGAAACCUUGAAUGAACUCAUCAACUUGGCCCGAGAUAGGGAGAUUGAGCUAAGAAAACAGGCGGAGAGAGGUGAGAAAAGAGUGUCUGAGAAUGCUUCCAGCACGAGUCCGUCAAAGAAACAGAAAUUUCAAGAUCAGGGCAAGAAGGUUAAAGCGAAGGGUAGCAUUCCAAAGUGCAAAACUUGUGGAAAGUUACAUACGGGGGAGUGCUUGAAAGGGAAGAAGGGCUGUUACAAUUGUGGUCAAGAGGGACAUCCAUACUAUAGGUGUCCUAAUCCUUCCAGAACGUGCUACAACUGUUUCCAACUGUAA